Molecule: messenger RNA, 1146 nt
Organism: Trichoderma gamsii
Lineage: Eukaryota; Fungi; Ascomycota; Sordariomycetes; Hypocreales; Hypocreaceae
Exons: 7
Coding region: 1-1146 (381 amino acids)
Biological process (GO): triglyceride catabolic process
Molecular function (GO): triacylglycerol lipase activity
Source: RefSeq, a predicted model, not a curated record
AUGUGGACGCGAGAUGAUGACUUUGAUGAAUCUGAUCUUUCUUUCAUUACAAAACUUGCCGCAGUUGGAGAUUCCUACUCGGCUGGCAUUGGUGCUGGUGACCGACUUGGAACCAUUCUUAACGCUCUAGAUCCCCACAGUGAUUGGGCUUGCAGUCGCUACGACAACUCGUAUCCCUAUCUCAUCAAUACUGACAGCAGGCUGGGAGACCCUUCCACAAGAACUUUCCAGUUUCAGUCUUACUCUGGAGCGGUCACUUCUGAUGUAAUAGAAAACCAAUUCCCUCGCAUUGAUUCAAAUCAACAAGUCAUUUUGCUCUCAGCUGGUGGAAAUGACGCCGAACUCGUGACGAUUUUGAACCAGUGCAUCUUUCAGUGGGCUGUUCUGAGCGAGAGCCAAGUCACAGUAGCUAAAUUGGCAGCUUUGAGCAAGAACCUUGACUGGGCUAGCGACUAUGACUGGGAUGCCUUGGGUCGCGGUUGUGAUGCACAGUUGGAUCGCUCACAGGCGAUUAUUGACAGCCCUCAGUUUAGUUCCAGUCUUGAUUCUGUUGUGAGUGCAGCAAAGGGGAAACUAGCCCCAGAGUAUGCCAAGUUCUUUGCUGAGGAUUUGAGUUCAGGCUGCGAUAGAGUCAGCUGGUCGACGUGGAUAUAUAAAGCAGCCAACAUAUUUCAAGAGGAGCAGUAUCUCACUACCGCGCACCGCACAAGGAUGAAUGCUCUGGUUGAUGCCAUGAACUCCAAAUUGGCAGCUGCUGUGCAGAGAACUGGUCCGAUGGUGUCAUUUGUCAACUAUGACCAGUAUGUCGGAACAUGGGGUGGGCGAUUCUGUGAAGACGGCGUCGACGAGUCCACAUCUGAGAGCAAUACACGACCUGGCUUGAUGUUUUAUGAGCUUAACAGUUGGGAUCCUUUCGGAUCUACUCCGUGGAAACGUAGCAAUGAUGAUCCUCUGAAUGGAACAUUCAAUGGCGAACAACAAGUCUUUGCACAGAUCACGCUUCUUCUUGAUCCAAAUGCCACAUUCUUCCAACAAGAAGCUAAUAAUGCCGCGCCGAAGCUAGCAAUCCAAUCAAACAGGACCAGGCCCGUUCAAGAUCUGGAAAUACCAGCAGUCCAAGUCCCCAGCCUUUUGCCUGAUGGGUAA